AUGUUAGUGGAUGUGGAUGAAGGUCUGGGACCUUCACCGGUGAACUCGUUUCAAAAACGAGACUACAACACGUUUAUUAUUGAUGAUGAUGUUUAUUCAUUCUCAAAUAAUUUUUUUUGAUAAUCUUUUUGAGGUGGACGAAGUUCAGAAUACACAUGAUGACUACAUUUUAUCCCCAUUACCAUUGCCACAACGACUGGAUCUCGAUGGGCUAUACCAAAAAUGUAUAUAUUUUUCUUCAAAUUUUGGCUUUAAUCUUCUCAUUUUCCAGCUAAAUCACCAGAAAGAGUGUUGCGUAGCCAUUCCAAAAAAGGAAAGUUGAAAAUCAGCCCAAUAAAGGAUACAAACGAAAACGGCGAAAAACUCACGAGCUUUCAACAUUCUAAAAUUACUUUGGUGAGAUUGAGAAAGGCCUUUAUUUGUGUAAAUUUGGGUUUUCAGUCUCGAUACGACGAUUCGAUAAAAUUGAAAAAGUCUAAAAGAACGCUGGAAGAUAGUAAAAAGGAACUGGAGCUACAGACUGCACGACUAGAUCAAAUUUGUCGAUUGGUUUGUCGAAUUUUGGCUUUUUUUUUUGAAACCAGGAUAGGCUUCUGUUUUUUCAUUUACAUGGCUACCAUAAAAAAAAAUGAGGUUUUCUAGAGAAAAAUUUCACUUUCUUCAACCGCUAGCGACGUCGCUUCUUCGGUUUAUUCGAGCAGCUCAUUUCAAUCCGGCUCUUCGGAUCAACGAUCUCUAGCCAAGGAAGUGAAGAAAACGAGAAGAAUCGCUGGUGGAAUGAGCAUGGGAAGGACAGCCGGUGGCAGAGAAGCCGGAGUGAUGUCGGCUUUCGAAGAUAGCGACUUCAAGAUUGAAAUGGACACUAGGCCGUGAGUUUUUUGUGUUGAAAUUUGAAAAAAUGAAAAGCUCUCAACUAUCUAAACGAAGAAAAAACUGUUAUUUUGGGCAUAUGGCAAAAAAAAAGCCGUGAGUAGCCCAAUCAGCUGCAGGAAAAAUUGCCGACGAGAAAUGAGCGUCGCGAUAUUUUUAAUUUUUUUUAUUGCUGAUUAUACUUCAAAAACCUAUCUAUAUUUCAUUAGUUCUUUUUUUUCUGCUUUCCAAUCAUAAAAAUAAAAACACUAGAAGUCCGACACGUUGUCUUUGUUUUUUUUGCCCACCCCGGCGAAAUUUAAGCAGCUUCUUCUUCGCAGCUCUUUCUUUCAGGGCUAUUUUUCCGAUCCCUCGAUUUUCACGGCUUUUUUAACAUUAUAUACCCGUAAUUUUUCAUUUAAAAAAAAAAUUUUUUUUUCAGACCCUCGACCGCAUCUUCGAAACGAGCCGAAGUUCCACGCGUAGAAAGGAGCAAAGUCUCGAGCUGUAACGUUUUUUCCGCAGUUCCGACUUCUAACCAAAUCAAAUCACCGAAAAAUAAAGUCGAUGCAGCCGUUAAUACUACUGGUGAGUUGAAAAAAAGUUAAAUUCCUGGAAAAGUGAUAUUUAUUGAAGCUUCUCUGAAAAAUAAUAUUUUUUUAAUCAAUUGUUUUGGAUUGAUUUUUUUGUAAUCGUGGCCCUGUUUUAAAUUUAAAAAUCAGACUUGACUGCUGAUUCAAAAAAAUUUUCAAUUGUUCUAACUUUUUAUACCAUUCGUAUUUAGUAAGCUAGAGCUUUGUUUGUCGCUCCUGAUAAAAAUUAGAAAAUCGGCGAUUUUUUUUUUGAAUGACUAGUGUAUACUAAAAACUGGUAUCCGAAUGAUACCUGUGAUUUAAAGUUUUCAUAAAUUUUUUUGAACUUCCGAAAUAAACAAAAAAAAAACCAAACUUAGGAUAAAAAGCAAUAAAAAAAAUAUUUCAGCGAUCCUGUCAACGGAGGAAUUGCUGAGAAUUUACGAUUCUCGAAUCAGCAAAAAUUUUAACACCUGUGUUUUUCCGGGUGAAAAUUCGUUUUGGAGUAGUAGAAAGUCGAGGAGUCGUAAUGAACAAGAGCGAAGAUGGGAGCAUGAAGAUCAGCCAGGACAAUGCUAUCGUUGUCCGAAUCGUGAAGAAGAAGCUCGAUCUGGUUACGCUAACGUCAGAUGCUCUCGGCAGGAUAAAUUUGAUGCUCUGAUGGACCGCCAGCUCGGCUGUGGAAUGGGACGCUCUUCGCAGGAGCCGGGCUACAGUCGGAAUCGUCAGAAUACUAUAUUCGAUUCGCCGAAUCGGAUCGACCUUAAUGAAAAGGACUUCUUGAAUCUGAGAAGUCGUGACCACUCUUCCCAGAGCUCGGAGCGUGAAAUUUCUGCCCGAGAUCAUCAAGAAAAACAGAACCAGGAUAUGGAGCACGACCAACGUCUCUCUCGAAAAAAUCUGUUUGAGCUUGACCAGAUCCACACACAGCAGUACAUCCCAACGCCGAUACUCACCGCGGCUAGCGAACCGGCCUUCGAGAACCCGAGAGCCGAGCCCAACUCGAGAAGCGAUCCCCAACUUCCUAAUGAGUCUUUGGCGACCAUUGGCAACACGGCCGCUUCGUCUCCCCACAAGAACGAUCUCCAAAACUCGUUCCCGGCCAUUUCCGUUCGACAACUCCGAAAUCCCAUGCCAACCGACUGCAAUAGGUCGUUGCCAAACUUGGGGAGGUUUGUUACUUGUUACUGUUUUUGCUAAAACACGGCGCUUUUUUGACGAAGAAUGUGACCGCCUGCGCCUUUAAAGCCAUAGGGGUAAAAACGGGGUUUCCUGUGAAAGCAGUAUCUUAUAUAUUUUUUUCAUUGCGAUUCGAUCUGUGCUACCAAAAAUCUACAGAUGUGACUAAUUUUGAAGAAAAACGUGAUAUUACUUUCCCGUCUUUAAUUUUGAAAAAUGCUUUGGAUCGGUGUACGGACAACUGUUUACAGUAGCCGUGCACGCGAUGUUGCGGACGUCUCAUUAGACUCGCAUUUUGUGAGAAAUAACCGGAUUUCUGCUUCAAAUCAAGAAUUUCUUUUCUGAAAAAAACAGUUAGUCAAACGGAAAACACGUAUAAUAAAGAAAACACAAAAUAUCGCUAUCCAAAUCGAAACCUGUGUGAAAUCAUCAGUUGUCACCAAAGAAGCGUUUUUGCGAUCAAAGUUUGCAAACUAUACAUGAAUAAAAAGUUUUUGGGACAAAAAGAACUUUGGUGACAACAGAAAAAUUGAAAUUUGAAAGAAACGAAGAAAAAGCGAAAGUCCGAAAAAUGGCGAAGGGUGUUGUCCAUAGAGCAACUUUACUGCAAAACGCCCUUUUUGGCGGGAACUCAAACUUUCCUCUCUUCGACUUUGAAAUAUUUUUUCUCCAAAUCUAGGAAGUUAGGUAGGUUUCCAAGUUCACCGUUCGAUUCGCAAUGAAAAGCUCUACAAAAUACUGCUUUGAGCUGAAACAUCGUUUUUUACUGCCCCUAUGCCUUUAUUAUGCCAUGUUAUUUACGCUUUUCGAGCCGAAAUCUCUGCCGUUUCCAUGGCGUCAUUUAGGAACGGCGAAGGUUUUGACCCCGCCAACCUUAUUUUUGGGUUUGCGCUCACAAAAACGCCGUGAAAAUAAAUACAUAAAAGUUUUCAUGUUUAAAAAUAACAUUAUCCUGGAAUGCUUCGAAAAUUUGACUUGAUAUCCCAAGAGUAGAAAAAAAUUCAAAAAAAAAAAAAAAGAAUAUUCUUUCAAUCUUUAUUCAGGUUCGCCCCACAGAAGUCUAUCCGCCAUAUCUACAGUGAACCGAUCGAUAUCGACAAAAUUUGCUUAAAAGGCGUCAAGAAGGAUCCCGAGAGGUUUUGAAAAGAAAAGAAAAAUAGCAUGAGAAGCUUGGAAACUGGAAGAUCUUGAGAAAGUAUUUGAGAGAAUUUUAGAAGGUAAAAAGUGGAAAAUGCCUGCCAGAAGGUAUGUAGAAGUUUGGGGAAGACGUUUUAUCACUUGCUGGACAGCUUUCAAACUCCUUCCGAAGAACCGAAAUCAGAAGCUUCUCAACUUUCACCUGACUAGGAGAAAUUUCAGUGCCCAACGACACUUUGGUGGGAAAAAUGUUGCAAAGUGUGUUCACGGGGCGACGAUUGAAGAGAGAGAAGCGGCGCCGCCGGCCCUUGGAAAACUGAGAUCGGCUAGGCCGACGGUGGCUUCGACGGCCAGGAGAAGAAGCGUCUCGGCGAGUGAAAGAGGCCGCGAAACUGGGAUGCCUCCCUCACGACGGUCGACCAGCCGUGCUCCUCCCUAUUGUAGCGCUACUCAGGUCUGUGGCAUUUUCGAAUAGGAAAAAGACCCAUGAUUUUUGGGAUUUAAAAUUAAAGUUUUUGGCCUAAUUCCAUUUUAGGGUGUCAUCAUUUACUUUAAUUUAAUAUUAGUCGUAAGAAGGGGUUGGCGGCAUUAAAAACAGUCUGUCCGUGUGAGAAACGGAAUGAAAAAAAAAGUAGAUUGAAUUUUGUGAAAUUUUCUGGAAGUUUUCAUCUUGUGUUAUGUAUUGACAUCCGUGAGUUAGCCAAGCACAUGAUUCUACAUUUUUUGUUACCUGAGAUAUGAUUUUCGGGCACCUACAGUCUAAGUUAUGUUUUGUUAAAUUUAGCAAAUGACCUUAAAGUUAACGUUUUUCCUAAUUUGAGAUUUUCUUUAAUGUUUUUCAAGAGUAUUGCUUUUCUAAGAUUAUCAAGCCCAUAUUUUUGAACUUUUUUGUUAACCCAUAUUGUCUUCCAAGUCGAGAUAAUUUAAAAUAAAGUUUUUAAAGAAACUCGAUGGUAUCUCACAUUCUGUCGGUACGGCUGCUCAGCAACUUCUCGGCACCUUGAAGUCUCUAUUUCCUGAUUGGCUGAAUCUGGGUUUUUCAACCUACUUCUUCAAGGGAUUUUUAAGUAAAUUUUCAGGCCAUAACUUAGUGGAACGACCGUCGAAUGAGAAUAUUGCUGAAUUAUUCCGAGAUGAGAUGGUGAAGAUCAGGAAUUUGACUGAAAUUCGUUACGCCGCUAAUAAAAGGUGAGGUUGAGCGCACAGGAUGUGUAAGAGAUUCAUAAGCGGCUUGCCAAAAGAGAUUUUUUUGAUGCUCUCAUUAAAAAAAUUGAAUGUGGAAAAAUUUUUUUUCAAUAAAAACUACGAAUAUUAUGACCAUUUGUUAUCUAUAUGUUGUGAAAUUUUUUUUUCUGAAUCUUUUUUUGACGUUUAAAAAGGUAUUGAUUAUGUUCAGAAAAAUCCCAAAACUGAUAGGUUUUCAGUGAUAUAUGUCUUCUGUGAAAUUAUGUUCCAAAAAAAUUACCAAAAAAAUGCUAGAAAAAAAUAUAAUAAAAAAACGUAGAAAAAGUUGAAAUUAAAUAUUUGAAAAACUACGUCAAGUGACUUCAUCAUGGUUCAAUUCUAUAGUGGCUCACUAAUGUAUUUCUCGGCUAAUUUUAAAUACUUUGAAACGAUUUGUUUUCAAUAGCUUCAAAUCACUGUUGAUAUGUAUAAUGUGAUUUUAAAAGGUCAAUUAUCAUCAUUUGCCUCGCGGUCGUUUGAGACUAAACAUUUUUUAUGAUUUGCAGAAGCUGUUGCGGAACGAAUGAAGACGAUGAUGAGGCUAUCGCUCGUAUGGAUGUGAUUACUAGAAUUAUCAGAAAGGUUUGAGAAAAAAAAGAAAUCAUUUCCCCACGGGAAUACUCUGACAUGUGACGGAUGUGAAGCGCAAGAAAUAUUUUUUAUGCUUCGAUCAUUUAAUUUCGUUUUCAGUCACUCUUAAAACCAUCCGAGUUUUUAUUUUUCAGCUCAAUUUGCUUAUAUCCGGCGGCGGAAAAAUCUCACGGCUACAACAACUGAAAUACAUUCAAAUGGCACUUCAUUGCGCUUGA
Molecule: messenger RNA, 5770 nt
Organism: Caenorhabditis auriculariae
Lineage: Eukaryota; Metazoa; Nematoda; Chromadorea; Rhabditida; Rhabditidae
Source: the annotation of a GenBank genome assembly